AUGACACACAACAACCCUCUUCCUCAUUUUGACCUGGCCAACCAUCCUCCACCAGAAACGAUUAACAUGAUUACUGGACUUUUGGAACGGAUCACCAAAACCAACGACAAGUUGCAAGCCAGCAAUGGUAGUGCAGACAAGCAAUACACAGCAUUCCAUAGCCGCUCUGUACCAACAAUUGGUAUUCACGCCUAUCUGUCUCGGAUUUUAAAGUAUUGCCCCUGCACCAACGAAUGCUUCCUCAGCCUUUUGGUCUACUUUGAUCGUAUGUCUCGUAACUCAUCCUGUUUACGCAUCACCUCGUUCAACAUUCAUCGACUUGUCAUCUCGGGUAUAAUGGUUGCCAGCAAAUUCUUCUCCGAUAUUUUCUUCACCAACACUCGCUAUGCAAAGGUAGUUGGAGGCUUGCCUGUGGCCGAAUUGAAUGCACUAGAGCUAGAAUUCCUGCAUCUGAACGGUUACAACCUGAACGUCCCGAUAGAAGAGUUGCAGCAAUAUGGAGAUCAGUUGCUACUACAUUGGGUACGCGAAGAAGAACGACGCAGGGAGCUGCAGUGGCGGAGGAAGGAGGCUACUGGAGACGACGAGCGGAUGGCUAUGGUGGCGAUGCGGAGAAGUCUCAGUGGAAGCAAUAGCAGUGACAGUAGCAACAGCAGCGAUAUUAUCAAAACACAACCAUCGUCAACGAUUAUAACAUCAUCAUCAUCAUCGUCGUCAUCGUCAUCACAUAAUCCUCGUACAGCCUUGGCGGGCGAAGUCAAGAUGAACAGCAAGCAACAUCGACGAUUAUCCUUUCAAAAGGAGGAGGGCGCAGAAUCGGAUCCGUUCUGCAGACAGUCACGGGCAUCAAAAGUUGCGCAUGAAAAUCGUGCAACCAGGGUUACAUAUAAAAGCACUACUACGAGCACUUCUGUUCCAAGUCGUUAUUCUACUUCGAUGACACCUCCUGGCACCGACUAUCACAAAUUUCCAUCUUCACAAACUCUCGACGGCGUCCCUGUCACUGCUAAAGAAUUUUCACAACACCACCAUCAGCGGCAUUCUUGGCAUAUUGAUCAUCAUCAUCACCGUUUACCGACACCACCUUACAGUGCAGUCAUCCACCCUUAAUUUUGCCUUUUGCAAACAGCAUCAUAUAUCAAUAAUACCAAUCCUUAUAUUACUCUCUUUUGUAUAAAAGAAAAGUACACCUAUACACUCUGGUUUUUCGAAAGGAAAAAGGGAACGAGGUGUGGAUUGAUGGGAAAGAAGCAGAUGAAGGGGGUUGUUGGAUGGGAGUUGGGAAGCGAAAGACGAAUCCUUUGCCCCUUUAUUUAUUUCUAUGUAGGGCUUCUUGAACGCUAUGUCCUUUCUUUAUCCUUAGCUCCCCAUCCUCCCUCAUUCUGCGCUUUUUCCAGACUUACGAAAUUC
This is a messenger RNA of Zychaea mexicana, 1410 nucleotides long. RefSeq names its product cyclin-domain-containing protein. Gene Ontology annotation, molecular function: cyclin-dependent protein serine/threonine kinase regulator activity; protein kinase binding. Bases 1 to 1110 code for a protein of 369 amino acids. The transcript has 2 exons. The record is from RefSeq and is a predicted model, not a curated record. Lineage: Eukaryota; Fungi; Mucoromycota; Mucoromycetes; Mucorales; Lichtheimiaceae. Gene Ontology annotation, biological process: regulation of cyclin-dependent protein serine/threonine kinase activity. Gene Ontology annotation, cellular component: cyclin-dependent protein kinase holoenzyme complex; nucleus.